Messenger RNA from Capra hircus (goat), 597 nucleotides. Its product is annotated as melanoma-associated antigen B5-like. NCBI's taxonomy places the organism in Eukaryota, Metazoa, Chordata, Mammalia, Artiodactyla, Bovidae. Gene Ontology annotation, biological process: negative regulation of transcription by RNA polymerase II. Bases 1 to 597 code for a protein of 198 amino acids. The record is from RefSeq and is a predicted model, not a curated record. Gene Ontology annotation, cellular component: nucleus. The transcript has a single exon.
AUGACAAGUUUGUUGGAGCAGUUCCUUCUGUGUAAGUAUAAAAUGAAGCAGCCCAUCAUGAAGGAAGACAUGCUGAAGAUUAUCCACCCAAGAUACCAUCACCGAUUUGCCGAGAUUCUCAAGAGAGCCUCUGAACACAUCGAGGCUGUCUUUGCAGUUGACUUGAAGGAAGUUGACUCAACCAUCCACUCCUAUGACCUCGUCAGCAAACUGAACCUGCCCAACAAUGGGAGGGUGUGGGAUGGUAGGGGCUUACCUAAGACUGGUCUCUUGAUGACAGUUCUGGGUGUGAUCUUCAUGAAGGGCGGCUGUGCCGCUGAAGAAGACAUCUGGAAAUUCUUGCAUAUGAUGCGAGUAUAUGCUGAAAGAAAACACUUCAUCUACGGAGAGCCCAGGAAGCUCAUCACCAGAGACUUAGUGACAAUGAAGUACCUGGAGUACGGUCAUGUUGCCCACAGCGAUCCUCCACGUUACGAGUUCCUGUGGGGCCCACGAGCCCAUGCUGAAACCAGCAAAAUGAAAGUCCUGGUAUUUUUGGCAAAAGUCAAUGAUACGGUCCCCAGUGCCUUCUCAUCACAAUAUGAAGAAGCUUUGUGA